AUGAAUGCAGCAAGCUUACUAUUGGGAAGACCAUGGCAAUAUGACAUUCGUGUUGUUCAUAAUUGCUAUAAGAAUACUUAUACCUUUAUUCAUAAAGGUUUUACUAAAUUUUUGUGGCCUUUGCAAUCUUCUACUUCAAUCAAAGAGCCAGCAGACAAAAACACAACUGCAUUAGUUGCUACUAUUGUUCAUUCUUUAAAACAAACUCAUUCUCUGAGUUCUCAUGAAGUUGCUAAACCAAUGGUGGAGAUUUCAAAAAAGGUACAACCGUUACUUUCUUAUUUUGCUGACCUAUUUCCUGCUGAGUUACCAAAUACUUUACCUCAUCUGAGAGAUUUACAGCAUCAGAUAGACUUUAUACCUGGAACAUCUAUUCCUAAUCAAACACAUUAUAGUUUAAGUCCUAAAGAGCAUGAUAUAUUACAAGGUCACGUUGAUGGUUUUUACAAAAAGGUUUGA
Molecule: messenger RNA, 459 nt
Organism: Papaver somniferum (opium poppy)
Lineage: Eukaryota; Viridiplantae; Streptophyta; Magnoliopsida; Ranunculales; Papaveraceae
Exons: 1
Coding region: 1-459 (152 amino acids)
Source: RefSeq, a predicted model, not a curated record